This is a messenger RNA of Ictalurus punctatus (channel catfish), 3713 nucleotides long. It is a transcript of the gene asph, whose product is annotated as aspartate beta-hydroxylase. Gene Ontology annotation, molecular function: peptidyl-aspartic acid 3-dioxygenase activity. Gene Ontology annotation, cellular component: endoplasmic reticulum; membrane. Gene Ontology annotation, biological process: peptidyl-aspartic acid hydroxylation. NCBI's taxonomy places the organism in Eukaryota, Metazoa, Chordata, Actinopteri, Siluriformes, Ictaluridae. The record is from RefSeq and is a predicted model, not a curated record. The coding region runs from base 108 to 2060 and encodes 650 amino acids. The transcript has 12 exons.
AACACUCUCACUCACUCUCUCUCUCACACACACACAGACUCACACACACACAGAUACACACAGGUUCACUGCUGGUCUAAAAAUAACCGGAGGGUUGUCCAGAUUCCAUGAUAAAUUGUUUUGGAACAAAAGGUUUGCAGCUGCUGAGGGUCUGUGGUUUGGGACGUGUCCGAGCUGAGAGACACUCGCACGCCCGUGUGUGUGUGUGUGCAGCAAUGGGGGAGCCGAAGGCUGAGGUGAAGGUGCUAAAUGAAGAAGGAGAUGCCAAGCCACACCUGAAUAAAAAUGGGAAAAGGGGCGGAGCUGCAGGCGGGUCAUCGUUCUUCACCUGGUUCAUGGUUUUGGCUCUUCUGGGUGUCUGGACCUCCGUCGCUGUCGUUUAUUUUGAUCUGGUGGAUUAUCAGGGAGUGAUCGGUAAACUCUCGUCCUACGAUGCUGAUGGUGACGGAGACUUCGAUGUGGAAGACGCUAAGGUCCUGCUGGAGGAGAAACCAGGAGAUUUGUCCAGGAAUAAAGAACAUCCUCACGCCAAAGACGUUGGUCUGAAACUGAGAGAAGCUCUUAAAGAGCAGCUCACCAUCAUCCACGAGAGAGUGGAGGCCAGAAAGAUCGCCAAGAUGGCGCUGGCGGAGGUGAGGAGCAUCCUGGCCAAGGAGGAGGAGGAGAAGGUCCUGGAGCGGAUCAGAGAGGAAUCUGAGCUUAAAGCCUGGGAGAGAGCGGAGGCUCGACUCCGAGAGGAAGGAGAACGGAUAGAGAGGGAGGAUGUGGAAAAGGCCAUGGAGAGGAUCAGGAGAGAGAAAGAGGAGAGAGAGAGAAAGGCAAAGAAGAUCCAAACAAAAGAAGAAGAGGAAAAGGCGGGGAAAGAGAAGAAAACUCUCGAUAAAGCUGCUGAAGUCUGGGACAGAAAUCCUGAGAAAGAUGGAAAAGAAGCUAAAAAGCCCAAAAAGAAGCAAUGUCAUACCUGGUGUGUGUGCAUCCACAUGUGGAAACCCUCAGGACUGAAGGAGAAGCCAGAUGUUACGGCCUCUGGACCGUCCGCUCCUGCUGAAGCCCCAGAGCCGGUGGAAGAGGAACAGAUCCACGCUGCUAAAGUUGAAGAAACAGCUGAGUUUCCUGCAGAGGCUCAGGCAGUGGAGGAGGAGCCUGAAGCUUUAGAGGAGGAGGAGCCUGAAACAGUGGAGGAGGAGCCUGAAGCUUUAGAGGAGGAGGAGCCUGAAACAGUGGAGGAGGAGCCUGAUGAUGUGGAAGAGGAGCCUGAGGAUGUGGAGGAGGAGCCUGAGGACGUGGAGGAGGAGCCUGAGGACGUGGAGGAGGAGCCUGAGGACGUGAAGGAGGAAGUAAAACCACUGAUGGAAGAAGAAGAGGUUCCUGAAGAAGAGCCUGAAGUGGUGGAGGAUGAGCCAGAAAUAGCAGAUGAUGUGUCUGUGGAAGAGGAGGCAGUGGAAGAAGCUGUGCUUGUUAAAGAGGCAGAGGAACCUGCCCCUGCUGAGGAAGCAGUUGAAGAGCCAGUUGAGGAACCUGCCCCUGUUGGAGAGACUGUAGAAGAGUUACUUUCUGUUGAGGAGACCAACGAGGCAUCAGUUGAAGAAGGAGUAGUUGAGGAAACUGUUCCUGUUGAAGAAGCAAGUACUGUAGAAGAGGCCCUUAAGGAGGUUGCAACUACAGUUGAGGAAGUAGAAGAAGCGGCAGCAGUUGAAGAAACAGCAGAAGAACCUGUCCCUGUUGAAGCUGUUGUAGAAGAGGCAUUGUCAGUUGAGGAAGUAGUGGAGGAGCGUUCACCAGUGAAAGAGGGAGUGGAGGAAGUAGCACCUGUUGAAGAAACAGUAGAAGAACCCGCCUCUUUUGAAGAGGAUGUAGAAGAGGCAGCUCCUACGGAGGAAGUGACGGAGGAGGCCUUAACAGAAGAGCCUGAGGGUGCAGAAGAAGAGCAGGAUGUGUUUGAAGCAGAAGACACGCUGGAAACAGAAGGAUCAGAGGAGGAACCUGAUGAACAGCCAGAAGAAGAUGCAGAGGACGUAGAAGAACAGGACGAGGACGAGGACGAGACGACGGAAACGUAAGUUUUGGCACCGUGUGUGGAGGCGGAGAGGAUCAUCCCACUACGACUGAGCAGCUGCAGCGGAGAACACCACCAGCAUCCUGAUCAACACCUUUAGGCUUUAUUUUAUUUUACCAGACGCUCAGAUGUUUGAAUGGUCACGCACCUGGUUUUCUCCUGUACUCGUUUGAGAAAUUUUUCCCUGUAAUUCCUCUUCCUGUUCCUUCUGACACCGGCUCUGCUAUUCCCACUCUGAGCUUUUCCUUAUGUUUCUAUUAUACCUGAAAACGCCGUUGUUGAGAAUCAGAUGACUUCCUGUCUAUUGAAGCUGCUUUGUGGGUGUGAGAUCUUCACGUGUGUGUGUGUGUGUAUGUGUGUGUGGUGUUAAUGUGAAGGUAUGACACAAAGCUGCACUGACGUUUCUAAUGGCUUUCACUCCUCACUUCAGAACUUAGAGAAAGGUGCCAGUUUUUGUAUGCUGUGCGUGUGUAUGUGUGUGCGUGUGUGUGUGUGUGUGUGCGCGCAUGUGCCCUUUGAGCCGUGUUUAUUGCAGAGCGAUGAAUCUCUUUGUGAUGGUUCAUUUUAAUUGUACACACAGAGGCUUUCAGUGUUUGCAGGAGUUGACGAUAACUCACGAGCUGGGUCACGGAUGCAGUUGCAGCCUGAUCUAGAACCUCUUUUGUCUCGUUCUUUCAUCAUUAUCAUUAUUUUGGAUUUGGACUCAAACUACACGGUUCCGUUUCAGCAACACUGUUAACCUGAAAGUGGGGGUGUGCCAAUACUUAUAAUCACAUCACCAUAAGCACCUAGAUUUAUUGAGUCAUGGUUUAUGAUCAUUGUGGUGCUGGGGGAGAAUGACUGUGUUCCACUUUCACCAGCAUGUUUAAUAUUUUUUACUCUCAGUGGAACUCCCUCAGGGUUCGACUUCCUGAACCAUGAGGAAAUGACCACACGCCGUUUUAAAUGUUGUGUUUUGAAUCUCAGAUACAGCGGUGUGCUGGAGAUUAUUGACCGCGUUCACACACACUGUUCAGCGCAGGUUUCCCAGCCGCUGUACAGAGACAGAACUCUCCUGAUUAAUCACGUCACAGCUCACACAGCAGGGUUUUAUUCCUGUGAUUUCAGUCCUUACACGUCUGUUGAUGUGAUGCUGAUUUCACACACACACACACACACACACACACACACACACACACACACACACACACACACACACACACACACAUUUAAAAAUUCAGCUUUUAAACUUUUUUUCUUUCCCUAAAACACUUCAGGAUGUUUUUUUUCUUAACACUUAUGGAGUCAAUGUGAAUUUUUAAGGUGGUUUUAACUUUGGGUAAUUUACAAAUAGUGUUUAUUAUUAUUAUUAUUAUUAUUAUUUUAAAGUAGUUCUGUGGAGGUGUUUUAGUGGGAGACGUUUCUAAGCCAUAAGUGGGACUUGGGAUUUGGAGCAGAAAGAAAAACAAACCAGCAAUAAAUCUUCCUGCAGGUGAUUUAAUUGCAGUUCUGGUUUAAACAGGAUUUUAUUUUGGAUUAGGUUUACAUGAUAUCCUGCUGUAUGGGUCUAACACACUAAGUUAUUGCAGAUUUCGGGACUUUUGGGUCAUAGUUCUGUAAGAAAGGGUCGUCAGUUUUCUGUUUGAGUGCUGCAAUAAAGGUUUGGGACAAAAACAUA